Molecule: messenger RNA, 537 nt
Organism: Penicillium maclennaniae
Lineage: Eukaryota; Fungi; Ascomycota; Eurotiomycetes; Eurotiales; Aspergillaceae
Exons: 2
Coding region: 1-537 (178 amino acids)
Source: RefSeq, a predicted model, not a curated record
AUGUGGUAUUUGGUUCGAGUCAUGGCCCAUCCGGCUGCUAAUGGGAUCUGGGAAGGGUCGGCAAAUGGGGUCGGCAAACUGGGAAACAUCAAUGUUGCGGGCUACGAGAAUGAAGAUUCUGUACUUCAUUCUGGCUAUGAUGCUAGUCACGGGCCCGAAGAGGGAAGUGGUGGUAGUCCACAAGAUUUUUGUGGUGGCGGCUACGGAUGGGGUUCAGGGAAUCCUCCCAGUGGCAGCGGUUAUCUGCCGACCGUCACUGUCAAUGACUGCACGACCAGUGCGCCUACCACCACCGUGACCGUCACUAUUGACGCUAGCGGCAUGGGCUCUGCGACUGUCACGGAUUCCCAGACAGCAUGCAUUGCGACCGUUACCGAAGAGGGCAAUGACUGUUUUGAAACGGAUACUAUCACCAACACUAUCACCAAUACCGUGACAGAAAACAUUGCCAUCACUAGCACCGACUGCGUCGUCACUGAACUCACCACGAUCACCAAACUAUCACCACUGCCGGCCCCACCGCGACUUCCACCGUGA